AUGGGGUUGAGCAACAGUUUGAGUCUCUUGGGGAAGGGCGUCGGGAAGCUGAUAAUGUUCUCGGCCCUCAUCCACGGCCUUGCUGAGUCGGAGACGGCGCUCGCUCUUGGACUCGAUCCUGGCGCCGUCCGCAUCCUUCCAGUGAUCCAGAAGAGGAGCGUGGAGAUGGCGCUGCGAGUCAUGGACAUGUUCGACCGUCAAAAGAUGACGUUUGUAGGGUAG
Klebsormidium nitens is the source of this 222-nucleotide messenger RNA. The record is from the annotation of a GenBank genome assembly. Lineage: Eukaryota; Viridiplantae; Streptophyta; Klebsormidiophyceae; Klebsormidiales; Klebsormidiaceae.